AUGAUCUACGAGCUUCUAGUGCUAGCAAUCGCGGCAUCCUACGUCCUAGCAAUCUACGCCUUGCAGCCCGCAGAGAUAACCCACAAAGACCGAAACGACCCCAAGGUGAUCACCCACAGAUUCAAACGCGUCGGGUCGCUCUGUCUCGUUCUCCUCCUAGUGACCCCAUUCUGCGUCAAGGGCACAUUCCCAGGAAAUGUGCGGCUGAUUGGGUUGAUCCCCGGUUUCACCGACACUUUUGACUUUGCAGUUGACGCGUGGAACUUGUGGAAUGCAGUCUCGUUCAUUUGCAUCGUUUUCUCCUCGGCGAUUUUCCAGUGGCUAGAAGGCGAUGAUCCGUGUGGCGACCACUCGCAAUUUGUCCGCGACUAUCUCUUUGCUCCAAUCACGGAGGAGUUGCUUUACCGGGGGUUGAUUUUGCUAGUUGUCCGCCGAGAGUGCCCUGCGUUUUUGCCAUUCACGCCGUUUUUGUUUGCGUUUGCUCAUCUUCAUCAUGGAUGGCGGAUGCAUGUCGCCGGGGUGCCGAUCUUGCUGAUUUUGGCGACAACGGGAUUCCAGUUUGCUUACACGUCGUUGUUUGGGUACUUGGCCAACUCGAUUUAUCUAAAGAGUUGCAAUUUGUGGAGUGCUAUCAUCGUGCAUCUGGGGUGCAAUUUCUUUGGAUUUCCUUCUUUUGCCAUUGAAUCGAACCAUUUGUGGACUAAAGUGGUCUAUUACGGGUUGCUUGUCAUUGGUUUUGCCCGGCUAUACAGAGAAUGCGUGGCCUGA
Messenger RNA from Lodderomyces beijingensis, 768 nucleotides. The record is from the annotation of a GenBank genome assembly. Lineage: Eukaryota; Fungi; Ascomycota; Pichiomycetes; Serinales; Debaryomycetaceae.